This is a messenger RNA of Drosophila melanogaster (fruit fly), 3965 nucleotides long. RefSeq names its product ring finger protein 11 (gene Rnf11). The record is from RefSeq and is marked reviewed. NCBI's taxonomy places the organism in Eukaryota, Metazoa, Arthropoda, Insecta, Diptera, Drosophilidae.
GCACUGUUGAUUUUGGUUUAUUUAUUGUCAAAUAGUUAAAUCUUCGAAAAACGCAUGAAAUGGGUAAUUGCUUAAAAAUUAGCACUUCAGAUGACAUUUCACUUUUACGCGGCAAUGACAGUCAAAUCAGCGGGACACAGCCAGUGUAUCAUGGAGAGCAUUAUCAACGAGAAUUGUACCCUUCCACGUCGUCUUCGACAACGCUAACACCAUCUUCUAACAAUCGUCAACUUUCCGAUGAAAAUCAAGUGAAAAUUGCAAAGCGAAUUGGAUUAAUGCAGUACUUGCCAAUAGGAACAUACGACGGGAGCUCAAAGAAAGCACGAGAAUGUGUUAUCUGCAUGGCUGAAUUUUGUGUUAAUGAAGCCGUACGUUAUCUACCUUGCAUGCAUAUUUAUCAUGUUAAUUGUAUAGAUGAUUGGUUGUUGAGAAGUCUAACUUGUCCCAGUUGUUUAGAGCCUGUUGAUGCUGCCUUGCUGACGAGUUAUGAAUCGACAUAGCGUUAUAAAAACAUUAGCUUACAAUUUUGCUGCUGUAAUGUGUUUUGGGAUAACAAAACCUUUGCUUACCAAGUAUAAAUUAAUCUUUUAUAUAUUUCAAUUUUAUUCUUUAUUAUAUAAAUUUGUUAUUGUUUUAUUAUCGAAACAUGUUAUAAUAUUUAAUUCAUUUUAGCGAUAACCAAAAUCAUAAUUGCAAUACUAAGGAGCUGAAGAAUUUGAAAUCCAAAUUAGUUUGUGUAUAUAUAUAUAUAAAUUGUUUUACCAACAUUAAUUCUAUAUUUGGUAUAACAAAAAAAGAUUAAAUAAAAUGUGAGAUUUAUUUAAUUCCGGCAUUCAUUUCAUUUCUGUAUAAGUAUGGGUCUUGUUGGAUUCUGGGUAGCCCUUUUGGCUCUCUCCUGCUCAUAGCAUACAUGGUGAAUGUCCAGAAUAAUUCUUAUAAUUUUAAAGUUUACGAAGACGAAUCCUUUCGUUUUUUACUAUAUCAUGAAUUGUUAAAAAUGAAAUAAAAAACAAGCUUAGCAUAAAAAGUUACAGGAUAAAAGCGAAAAUGUGUUCUCAUCUAUUUCUUAUGAUCGAUUUUUACUAACAUACGUAUUGUUUGCAGCUUAGCUCACAAAGCAAUUCGACGGCCAUGAAAUUAACUUCAACAGAGUCGGAUUGUUCUUUAUUAUCUUAAUUACGAAACAAUACGUGCGUAGAUUUAGAUGAAUGAAUUCUGGCUUUUGAUUCAAGACAGAGUACCUGAGGAUUUUUGCCGAAAUAGCACGAACAUUUAAAUUUGAAAAAAGUUCUGGUCCUCGUUAUAGAUCCGUGCUUUUCUGUUUCUUUUGCACCGUUUGGUCGAUUUAUUAUAGUGCUAACCUUUUCCACGUGUAAGUAAAUAAAACAUGUUUAUUCAUUGAAUCAUUUAUUACAUGUAAGACGAUAAAAUAUUAAUUAAUGGCUUCAGUGUGCGAGACAAAACCGAUCCGCUUACAUUUUGAGUUAAAGGUGGUUAUAAUCAAUGUAUGUAUGCCCUUGCAUUACAAUUAUAUUAAUAUUAAGUACUUUAUAUAUUUUGUUAGCAUACAUACUAACAAAAAAAAUUAGAAAUUUACAUUUUUUUUACGGAUUAUUUUUGCUGAAUUACAAAAUGCUUUUUAACCAAUUCACAGCUACAUUGCUGUUAUCCUGAACAAAACCUUUUUUUAUAAAAAUUCCAAGCUGUGCUAAGGAUUUCUUAGAAUUGUUAUUUCUGAGAAUGUGUGCGGUUUAUUUUUAUAUGGAUAUGGAUGCCACUGAAAUUUAAACUGCAGUUUCAGUGUGACUGUGGGAUGAUAGACGUUCGACAUCAAUUUCGGGUAUGGUCAGCUCAUCAGGUAUAUUAUCGGCAUACUCAAUGGAAGACGUUUCCGAAAGGCGUUUGCUCAACGAAGUCUGCUUACGCAGUACCUCUGCCAGGGAUGUGUUGGUGUGAUCACCGUAACGGGCGUCCAGACCCUGGCGGAAUGCGUUUACCACUCGUAUCUAAGCGUACAUUUAGUAAAAAGAAAAGAACAACACCAAGAACAGUGACAAAAGGGACAUAAACAAUAGUAUAAGAAGAACAUCUUUAAUCAUUCAAGCUAAAGAUCCAAUUAUACAUAUAUGAACAUACUUUCUUUUAUGUAUAUUUCUAGUUCAAAUUAAAUACAAAUAUUAUUUUGACAAUUCUUACUACGAGCAGAUGCGACACAUAAAUGAUAAGAUAGAUCUUAAGUUAAUAAUGGGAUAUCCAAAUACCAAUUAAUUCAGACGGACAAAUAAUCAGUAACAACACUUCAUAUGAGUUGCUUAUUCUUUUUAAUAUUUCGCUUAUUUUGUUCAUAAUUCGGAGGACUGUAGCUCGGUAAUUUACCAAUUAAUCAGCAAUCUAAAAUUAAUUUGCCUAAUCAUGCAUUAUGCGACAACCUUUUUUUGAUUUUAUUUAAGUGGUGACGAACAAACACAUUAAAAAACUAAGUAUAUCGUUCUUCUACAUGAUGGAAGUUUAAAGCAAAACCAGUGGGCACGAAAAACCAACUAAAUCAUAAUUAAAAAAGAAAUAUAACCAUAUAUAUUUUGGAUAUAGGUGGGUUAAAAAUUCGGCAUAUUAAAUUAAGCUUGUGGUUGACACACAAUACGCCUAUUAAAUUGCCUUGCCUUUCAUUACCUUAUUAUUACGGACAAACAGACGAUUUAAAAAAAUUGUGUUCUUAGUGAAUAGACAAACGUACUACAAGUAUAUCAUCGUUCAUUCUUAUAGUUACGCUUUUGCCGAGAUAGAAUUUAAUAAUUCGACUUAUUUUAAAACUGUAAAAAUAACAUAAAACAAAAUUGUUAAGGCUUACAGCUUGAUCAGUGUUGCUCUUGCUAUAUGGGACCGGAAUCAAGCGUUCUUGCAAUUCGCCGCCUAUUACCUUUAAGAAUGAAGAGAAAGAGAGGGAGAUAGAAAGUAAUACAGAAAAUAUAAGUGGGAAAGAGUAAAAUAGUCAUAAAAAGGUUGAAAUUUAUAUUAAUCUUGCCGCUAUAAAUGGAUCACUACAAACACUUUGGCUUUACUGUACUAAUUUUUUAAUUCUUAAAAAGCAAAUAAAUAUAUGUUUAACUAGAGUUUAGGUGUUGAAAAGUAAACAAAAAUAUGUAAUUAUCAUAACAAUGUACGUUUUUGAAAAAUUAUCAAAAUACAAUUAAUCAUGUAAUAGUAGUAGUAAAAGUGGAGGAUAUGAAUAAGAUUUUUACCUAAUAAUAAUUCUGGAAAGGACACACCAGGUCUGUUAUGGGAAAUUAUGACAAUUGUUUUAUAUAUGCUAAAGAAAAUUAAUUAUUAUAUAAAACAUUUUUUGAUGCACUAACAUUAACCCAUUUAUUACGUAUGCUCAUGUACGCAAACGAGCGAUUAAUAAGAAUAUCAAUGGAAAAACCACAUUUUUAUUCAUUUGUGAAAAAUAGAUUUUUCCUAGUAGAUGGACCAACAUAUUUGAAUAUUUAAAUAUAUAAUUAAUUUAAUUAUUACAGACAUUUUCAGUAUAAAUGUACAAAAGUUUAAAUAUAUCAUUAUUAGAUAUAGAAAAGAACGGCAUUGAAAUUUUGUGAUGUUAAUUUGAAAGCGGAGGUUAAUAUACUGAACAACGAAGUUCGUAUGAUUAAAACUUCGGUAAUACCACACAUUAAUCAGAGAAAAUACACAUAAGAUCUGAAAUAGUGUUAGUAAUAAUACAACUGAGGUAAUACAUUUUUUUUGUGUAAAACACGAAGUUUUGUAAAAUGCAUGCUUGCUUACGUUUUUUAUAUUGAAUAGUUAGGCAUUAUAGUUAGAGAACUAUUCGUUAACUUUCUAUAAUUGGGUGUUCAUAUAAAUAAUGUUACAUUUUCGAAAUCGCUUACUAUACAUGCACAUUUGUAUUUAUGAGAUUAAUAAAUUUAAGUUUGCCUCUUUAGAGUUAAAAGUUUAAUCAAAAAAAUAUC